Molecule: messenger RNA, 1072 nt
Organism: Anopheles merus
Lineage: Eukaryota; Metazoa; Arthropoda; Insecta; Diptera; Culicidae
Gene: pasi1
Exons: 5
Coding region: 206-715 (169 amino acids)
Source: RefSeq, a predicted model, not a curated record
CUUCGAUGCAGUUUGGUUGUUUGUUUGCGUUGCGCUUUCUACCUCCAUAAUUACGUCUGUUAAGUUGCUAAAUAUUGAGCAAAGUUAAAGUAAAACAUAACUCCUGUACACCGGAAACUAUUCCUACCUAAAGAUACCAGACGCUGCCGGCAACGAAACACUCUCUUCAUCCUUUGAUCUCUUGCUAUAUCGUAAAGUUACAAAAAUGGUCUGGCUAGAAUCUUGCUGGUCUCCAUUCAUUUGGACAAAUUCCGUAAAAUCGGGAAGCUACGCAGUGGCCGCUUACACCGUGGCUAUGUCCAUCGUGUUGAUUACAAUGACAACAUACAACUUGCUCGGAGGGGAUUCAUCGCAAUUAUACUCUCCACUGUUUGAGACCGACAUACGCGAUUCCAUGCAGGUUGUCGGAGGAUUUUUUAUCCUGUAUUUCAUUCUGCUGAUUCUUUCCGCUGGAGGAGUAUGCUACUCAUUGAAAACCACAACCCGUGGUUGGAUGCUACCAUGGCUGGCACUAUUCGGGAUCGCCAUUCUGUUCCAGUUUGUGUUCGGCCUGUGGCUAAUCGGAGGCUAUUACAUUUAUCUGCAACAAACUUUAUCGAGCCUUAUUCUUUGGGUAUGGAUGGCCUACAACAUUUACUGCUGGAUGUGCGUUUACUCACAAUACCAAAUAUUUGAAAAUAUGCAAUCUCCUAACAUCGAACUGCUGAUGCCUUAAGUAUUCCAAACUACGACCACGCAAAGGUGGACAGAAUCUCCCAAAUGAUUUACCUUUUUCUAGCUUUUUUAAUCAUUCCAGUAAGAACAUGCACGUGCAUGUUGCGCCUUAAAAUGAACUUUACCUUUACUAGUGCAGUAGUCUACAUUUGACGAUUUUUUUGCAUUUGUGUGCACCAAUUUUAUUCCAUUUACGUAGGUUCAAACGUAUUAGGAAUAUAAUAAUGAACGUUAAGCUCUUGACAAUUUAAGAUACACAAAUUAACGUAGAACUAGAUGACCGACUGAGAAGAAAAAGUACCGUCCAAGUAUAAAAAACAUACACAAAUCUUUUUGAAAUAAAGAAUUUUUUAAGAAA